AUUUCAUUUACUUUCCCCAAGGUACAAAUUUGUGGUGAAAAUGUGGCAUCCAGCAUGUCCAUUGUUUUUAAGGCAAUGGGCUAUUGCCCUCAGCAUGAUGCACUUUGGAAGAACACAACAGUUGCUGAGCAUAUUGAGUGUUAUGCAGAGGUGCGAGGAAUUCAGAAAGACCAAGUGAAACUCCUAAUCAAUACAUACCUAAAAGGCCUGGAAAUAGAGGAACAUAGAAAGAAAAAGAGCAAAAAUUGCUCAGGAGGCACAAAACGCAAGUUGAGCUAUAUCAUCAGCAUGAUAGGUCAUCCUAAAGUCGUACUCCUGGAUGAGCCUUCAACAGGAUUAGACCCCAAGUCCAAACGUUUUUUGUGGAAUUCAAUUCUUGCAUCUUUUAAGGAUGAAAGAAGUGCUAUUUUAACAACCCAUUCAAUGGAGGAGGCUGAUGCUCUUUGUGCAAGAAUUGGCAUCUUGGUACAAGGUAGCCUGAGAUGUGUGGGAGUAUUCCCCUUUAAGAACAAGUCAGGCAGCAUUAUGGAACAGGUGCAUAACAUAAUCAACGAGACCUUCCCAAAUGCAGUCCUAGAUGAGCAGUUUGAAGAGCAUAUCACCUAUAAAGUGCCUCAGCAUGAUAUUUCAGAUUUGGCAAGAUGUUUUAUGGUGCUGGAAAAAGCUAAAUCAGAAGGAUUAAUGGAGGAGUACGCUCUAAGCCAGACCACCUUAGAGCAAGUGUUUUUGAAGUUUGCCCGCCAGCAAGAAUAUGAAGAUGAUGAUGAUCAAGAAGCUGCACAGCAGUCUAGUUUAUCAACAACCUCUUUAUAGAGGUUGCCUGCUGAAAUACAUCAACUCUACUUAAAUAUUUUUGUAAUCCAUCAAGAGUUCUCUACAGUUAUUAUAUAUUCCACUCAUACCUAAAAUUGAUAAUUACUCAAAUGUAGAUGCAGUGCUGCCUUUUGUACUUACACAUCUUUUUCUAAAUACAGUUCUUUUAUUUUAAUGUACUAUUGUAAAUUAUAGAUACUGUCUUAAUCAUAUUAAACAAAAUUAAUAAUGAAAUACAAUACGGCCCCACUUAUACAGCAGGUUAGGUUCUAGGCUACUGCCGGAAAACAGAAUGCCAUUUUUUCCACUUAUAAAUGCAUACAAUGCCAGAUAAGUUUACACUAACAUAAUUUAAGCUGACAGUAGAACUAGGCAUUAAAAACAAUAAAAAGUAAAAUACAUACACAGUACAUUCAUUACCUACCUUAGGGUGAGAGGUGAAUAGUAUUUAUUUGUAGGAAGUCAGGCAUAGGUAGCCAGUAGGAGUAGGUAGCCUGCCUGGCUCCCACACCUAAACGUAAUACAGUAGACCCCCUGAGUUUCAUGAUUAAUCUGUUCCAGAAAGUCUGCUGAAUGGCGAAAUUUACGACUGGCGAAACCAUUUUCUCUAUAAGAAAUAAUGGAAAUCCAAUUAAUCCGUUUCAGGCACCCAAAAGUAUUAACAAAAAAUAUUUUUUUUAAAGAUUAAAUAUAGAUUUACAUAUAGGAAACAAUGACAAAUGAAUAUAAAGCACUAAUAAAAUGGAUAAAUGAACAUUUAAUAUCACACUUACCUUUACUGAUGACUCUUGUUGGUGUAUGGCAGACAGGUAGGAGGGGAGAGGGAGCCGAGUUUAUUAUGCUUCAAUAUGACGCUAAUAUCAUCUCUACAGCUUAUUUAUCUAUCACAAUUCAUCUAAUAUGACAUAAUAAACAAUAUUAAUAAUGUAGAAACAUAAUAUAUACUCUAGAAUGAGUAAAAUAUGUCAUAACAUAUGUGAGGAGUAAGUGGUGGUGGUGGUGUUAUUGGGUUUAUAAGGGCCACUGAGAGAAGCCGUACAUACUAGUGAUGGUGGAGGUGGCAGCAGAAGCCACCAACAUUAUUCACACUGAAACAAUGUACACUUACCUUGGAGGAGAUGUUAGUUUAAUUAGUUUGAUGGAGGAGAUGCUGGCAGAGGUUUAGAGUGGUGGAAGAUAGCAGGGCAGCGUAUGUUCAGUGGCCCUAUACACCUCCAACAACAUUGGAGAGUUACUCUCGUGUCGUUUGUCUAUCGCUUAAUCGUUUAACUUACUUGCUAUACUGUUAAUGCUACUCUUUAUCGCUGGCAGGUGCUAAAGCCUUUGCCGAUACCUGCUGCUUUAAUAUUGUACAUAUUAUAGAAUCACUGAAGAAGGCACAUUCUCCCCUCUCUCUUCUUACUCCCACUUUGGUACUUUGCUACGAGUUUUUUCUUGAAUUCUAAUAUGUUUCUUUCCUUCUUUACCAAAGGACUGGCACUAGGAGCUUUCUUUGGGCCAAUGGUGGCUUAUUUAGUAGUUGCAAGUACAAAAAAUAAUGGAUUAUUAUGAAAUAUAUCGCAUGAACCCAUGGGGUGAUUGUCACUCGCUGAUAAACAAUGGCACACUGAGUGUGAAUGGUGCGGGAGACUGGCUUUGUGUGCAUUGACACUGGGAUGCCGCUCCAAUGUGUACCAGACAGUCGCCGAAUCACAAGGCCAAUCAUGAACCGCGAGGCUAUAUUUUGCCGAAAAAAGUUGCUGAAAGUCGGAUUUCACGAAAGUCGUGGCCGCCAAAAAGUGGGGGUCCACUGUAUGUGAUAUUUAAAGCUGCCCAGAGCAAUAAAAUACAUACACAUACAUUACUCUCAUUAUUUACCUUAAAAUAUGUAUAGUCUUAAUGUAGGGCAAGAGGUGAGUAGUAUUUAUUUGUAGGAAGUCAGGUGUAGGUAGUUGGUAGGUGUAGCUAUAUAGCCCACAUGGCCCCUCCACCCAUAGGUAAUAUAUGAUAUUUAACCCUUAAACUGUCCUAACGUAGAUUUACGUUCACUUGCGUAGCGCUCCAAACGUAGAUCUACGUACGAUUUUACAU
Cherax quadricarinatus is the source of this 2883-nucleotide messenger RNA. The record is from RefSeq and is a predicted model, not a curated record. NCBI's taxonomy places the organism in Eukaryota, Metazoa, Arthropoda, Malacostraca, Decapoda, Parastacidae.